Molecule: messenger RNA, 1128 nt
Organism: Penicillium canariense
Lineage: Eukaryota; Fungi; Ascomycota; Eurotiomycetes; Eurotiales; Aspergillaceae
Product: DNA-directed RNA polymerase core subunit RPC40
Exons: 3
Coding region: 1-1128 (375 amino acids)
Biological process (GO): DNA-templated transcription
Cellular component (GO): RNA polymerase I complex; RNA polymerase III complex
Molecular function (GO): DNA binding; protein dimerization activity
Source: RefSeq, a predicted model, not a curated record
AUGGCACCUCUUGUUCCAUCGCAAGAGGAGCUGCAACGCCGUCGUAUCAUCGGCAUCAAUGCGGAGACCGUCACCAAUAUCCCCUCCACUGACUUUCCUGGCCAUUGGCCUGGAGAAUCGCAUGCCUGGGCACUUGACCAGUUCAAGGAUAAUUUCAAAGUCGAAUACCACCGCAACGACCCAUACGAAGCCUCGUUCUCGCUGAUCGGACUCGACGCCGCGGUCGCUAAUGCCUUCCGCCGUAUUCUCAUGGCUGAAAUCCCAACUCUGGCUAUUGAAUAUGUCUUCAUCCAAAACAACACCUCGGUUAUCCAAGACGAGGUGCUCGCUUCUCGUCUGGGUCUGAUCCCGCUCAAGGGCUCCGUCGAAGGAAUCAAUUGGAUGCACUGGUUCCGGAAACCUUCCGAGGAUGAUGACGGACCUGCUCCGCCCGGCCCCAGUGAUUUCAACACGGUUGUCAUGCACCUUGUGGCUGAAUGCACGAAGAACCCCGCUGCCGCUGCCGACGAGACCGACCCCCGCAAGUUGUAUCACAAUGCCCAUGUCUAUGCCAAGGAUAUCACGUUCUCCCCGGUUGGUCGCCAGGAGCAGUAUUUCAGUGGUGAGGGUACUAUUCAGCCCGUCAACCCGGAUAUCUUGAUUGCCAAGAUGCGCCCCGGUCAGAAAAUUGACUUGGAAAUGCACUGUAUUAAAGGCAUUGGAGCCGACCACGCCAAGUUUUCUCCCGUUGCGACCGCUAGCUACCGUCUCAUGCCGGAUAUCAAGAUUGAGCGCCCCAUUAUUGGCAAUGAUGCCAAGAAGUUUGCCAAGUGCUUCCCAAAGGGCGUCAUUGCCCUAGAGCCGGUCACUGCCGAGGAGGCCGGACGCAAGGGAAGCGGAUACGAGGGACACGCAGGCGAGCAGAAGGCCGUCGUGCGGGAUGCGUUCAACGAUACCGUCAGCCGGGAAUGCUUGCGCCAUGAGGAGUUCCAGGGCAAAGUCAAGCUCGGACGCAUUCGGGAUCACUUCAUUUUCAACGUUGAAAGCACCGGCCAGUUUGAGAGCGAUGUUCUUUUCCUGGAAGCCGUGAAGGUUCUGAAGCUGAAGUGCGCCCGGUGGAAGCGCGGUCUGACCGACCUGAUGGCAUAA